Pseudomyrmex gracilis is the source of this 1713-nucleotide messenger RNA. It is a transcript of the gene fd102C, whose product is annotated as fork head domain-containing protein FD4. NCBI's taxonomy places the organism in Eukaryota, Metazoa, Arthropoda, Insecta, Hymenoptera, Formicidae. The transcript has a single exon. Gene Ontology annotation, biological process: regulation of transcription by RNA polymerase II; anatomical structure morphogenesis; cell differentiation. Bases 300 to 1571 code for a protein of 423 amino acids. Gene Ontology annotation, molecular function: DNA-binding transcription factor activity, RNA polymerase II-specific; RNA polymerase II cis-regulatory region sequence-specific DNA binding. The record is from RefSeq and is a predicted model, not a curated record.
CUGUCGGAAAACAGUGGCUACCGCGUUUGUCGGCGGCGCGACGUCGCCACCCCCGGGGCGAUAAUUUGCGACCUUGUUCUAGGAGUUUUGCGCGUACCGCGACGGUGGCGAAAUUAGUGGUGCAAUAAAGUGCUUCUAUUCAGUUAUCCAAUGUUGGUUUACCAGUUUCAUAAAUUCGUGAUCACGUAGUCUAAGAUGAAAAAUCGUCGCUGACGCGACUACUGCAACCUCUUUUUUGAGGAGGACAAGUGGUAUCAGCCAGGACGAUCAAUAUAGAAUUGGCUGAUUAUCAACGUAGAAUGUGCAGCAACGAGAGCCCACCGCCGGCAAAGGAGCCAUUGGCCGUUGGCCUGGGCAAUCCAAUGGCUAGCUUUCUACCUAGUCUCGAGCACUAUCGUCUACAACUUUAUCACUAUGCAAUGACAGAACGAUUACGGAUGGUGCAACAGUUGCAUCCGCAACAUCCCGGUGUGGUACAUUCGCCGACGGGAGCACCAACGGCCCAUUUAGGUAUAAGUCCAGGUUUUCCGGCGCCGAUGCCUGUUUAUCCAGCUGCCGCUGCUGCCGCUGCAGCCGGUUACCCUGGACGAUUGGCCCUAUCUAUGGCUCUGCUCCAUCCACAUCAUCAGCGAAUACCGGAGGAACCGAAACCGCAACACAGUUACAUCGGAUUAAUCGCCAUGGCGAUUCUGUCGUCGCCGGAAAAGAAACUAGUGUUGUCUGAUAUUUAUCAACAUAUUCUAGAACACUACCCUUACUUUCGCACACGUGGGCCCGGUUGGCGUAACUCUAUUCGACAUAAUCUGUCGUUAAACGAUUGUUUCGUCAAGUCUGGCAGAAGCGCGAACGGCAAAGGUCACUAUUGGGCCAUUCAUCCGGCGAACUUAGAAGACUUCCGACGCGGCGAUUUCCGCCGGCGCAAGGCCCAGCGUAAGGUGCGCAGACACAUGGGCCUGGCGGUGGACGAGGAACCCGACAGUCCCAGUCCGCCACCCUUACCCGCUACUCCACCACCCCCGACGGCUCUCGGUCCCCCGGUGGCGUCGCAAACGAUGUCCGCGCUAUGGACACCGCACCAUCAUCAUCAUCAGCAGCAACAGCAGCAGCAACAUCAGCAACAACAACAAAAUCCUUUCCAAACGCAAUCUCAUCGACAAUCGUCCUUUCAGCCGUCGAGAAAACGGCAAUUCGACGUGGCGUCUCUCUUGGCACCGGACGAUCAGCAGCAUCAGAUCGAAGCAGAGAUGCUGAGGCCAGCCAAGUCGCGCAGAUUUAGUUGCAGCGAGGACGAAUUGCACGAUUUACCAGAAGCCGACCAGGACGACGAGGAUGUUGACGUCGACGUGGUUGCCGACGCGAAUGUUGUACCGUCGCCGGGCACGCCACCGUCGGCCAGUCCGGAUGUACCCAAAGUCUUGUCUCCGGUCGCUCACUGGAAUCAUCAGAGUGUACAGAGCGGCGGUCAGCAGCAGCAACAGCAACAGCAACUGUCGGCCGUGCACCUUCAUAAUCACCUGCACGUCAGGAACUACUAUAUCCCGGCUAAUUCCGCCGGCGGGUCCACUGUCUAAUGGAGAGCUUAGAAGUCAGUCGGUUCGCGGCAGGUAGUUGUUCCGUGUCUCGAAUGUCCAUGAUCUUUUCUCGGUUCUUUUUUUUCUAUAUUGUGAUUUUCACGAUUCUUUAUAUACGGGGCGUUUGCACUUAUUAUUUGCG